Molecule: messenger RNA, 1610 nt
Organism: Syngnathoides biaculeatus (alligator pipefish)
Lineage: Eukaryota; Metazoa; Chordata; Actinopteri; Syngnathiformes; Syngnathidae
Product: actin-3-like
Exons: 10
Coding region: 85-1203 (372 amino acids)
Source: RefSeq, a predicted model, not a curated record
CGCGACUAGGAACAAAGACAAAGUGGGUCAAACCAGGCUGCUUUAUAGACGGAGCACUGCACUUGAACACUCACCUGCACAGAAAUGGACAGGGACAUCGCAACAGUGGUGCUCGACAAUGGCUCGGGCAUGUGCAAGGCUGGUUUUGCCGGAGAAGACGCCCCCCAAGCUUGCUUCCCUUCCAUUGUGGGACACCCCCGACUGGGCAUGAUGGUGGGCAUCCUCCAGAAAGCUUUUGUUGGUGAUGAGGCUCAGAGCAAGAGAAGAUACCUGACCCUGAAGUAUCCAAUCGAAAAGGGCAUCGUUACCAACUGGGACGACAUGGAGAAGAUCUGGUAUCACACCUUCUACAAUGAGCUCCGUAUCGCCCCUGAGGAACACCCCGUCCUACUGACUGCACCACUCAACCCCAAGUCCAACAGGGAGAAGAUGACAGAGGUUAUGUUCGAGACCUUCAAAUUGCCCAACAUGUACGUGGCCAUGCAGGCCGUCCUCUCGCUGUACGCCACAGGUCGCACCACAGGUAUUGUCAUGGGCUCUGGUGAUGGCGAAACCGACAUGGUGCCCAUCUCUGAGGGCUACGCUCUCCCUCAUGCCAUCCUGCAUCUGAAUUUGGCGGGUAGAGACCUAACCGGCUACUUAGUAAAGAUCCUGAGUGAGCGAGGCUACAGUUUCACCACUACAGCGGACUAUGACGUUGUGCGCGACAUGAAGGAGAAGCUCUGCUAUGUAGCAGUGGAUUUCGAGAAGGAGAUGAAGACGGCGAUGACAUCGUCCUCGCUGGACAAGAGCUACGAGCUUCCUGACGGCCAGAUUGUCACCAUCGGCAAUGAGAGAUUCCGAUGCCCUGAGCCGCUGUUUAACCCAAACCUCCUCGGUAUGGAGUCGACUGGUCUCCACCAGACAGCCUUCGACAGCAUCAUGAAGUGCGACAUGGACACCCGGAAGCACCUGUACGCCAACAUGGUGCUGUCGGGUGGCAGUACCAUGUUCCCUGGGAUGGUAGACAGGAUGCAGAAAGAGCUCAGUGACCUGGCCCCGCCUACUGUGAAGGUCAAGAUCAUCGCCCCACCAGCAAGGAAGUACUCUGUGUGGAUCGGUGGCUCUAUCCUGGCUUCACUUGACACCUUCUCGAAUAUGUGGAUCUCCAAGCAGGACUACGACGAGAUCGGUCCUGCUGUCGUGCAUCGCAAAUGCUUCUAGAUAAAAAUGAAGACACUUGGAAGGAGCUGCUGUUGGCCGCAUCUCUCAUCAAAAGAGUCACGAGAAGACGAAAGGACUAUAUUUCUGUCACUCACUAGGCCACGCCCCUUUAAAUAUACAAAUUCAACAAACCAAUUGCUGUGGUUUGGUUGGUCCACACAUACUAAAAUUCCAUUUUAUGGAACUAUCUUAUUUCUUUAACAUUCUACAAUAAAGUGAGAUUUUUUUUUGGGGGGGGCGGUGAAUGAACAGAUUAAUAUGACUUGAUUUCAUUUCAACUGGAACUAUUGAAAUGAGUCAAUGUACCACUGUAUCAUUUGUAUUUCUGAAGGCUGAUCAAAGGUGUGCUUUAUUUUUUCCAAUCUGUGUAAUGAAUAAAUAAUUAUUGACUGAUAUUGAUCAUGAGA